AGUAUCAUUUUAUCAAAUUCUACCUUGUUUGUUGAUUCAAGUAUCUUCCAUCAAUAAGGCAACGCUAAGCUACAAAGGUUAGAAAAUUUCCACAUUCAAUUCAACACAAAACUAUUUAAUCUCUCAUGAACAAUAAUAACAAUCAAUUACUUUGAAAAGAAGCAGAACAAAACAAUGGCAAGUGCCAACGUUGCAUCAGCACUUGUCUACAUGGCAGAGAAAUGCAUUUCCAUGCGAAACUUCAAGCUCAUCCACGCUCACGCUUUCCGCACGUGCCUCCACCAACACGCCGUAGUUCUUGGCAAGCUUUUCCGUUUCGCUGCCGUCUCUCCCUUCGGCGAUUUAUCCUACGCACACAACAUGUUCGAUCAAAUGCCUCAACCAACCACCUUUUUCUACAACACCCUCAUCCGUGCCCAUUCUCAUUCCACCACCCCUUCCUUCUCCUCCCUCUUCUUCAACCGCAUGAGGCGAAACAGCAUUGCCCCGGAUGAGUUUUCUUUCACCUUUUUGCUCAAGUCACGUUCUUUUACAAUGCCUUUAGUCCAUGACAUACACGGCGCGGUUUUUAAAUUCGGAUUUUGCCGUCAUUUGCACGUUCAGAAUGCAUUGAUUCAUUUGUAUGCUGUUGGGGGAGUGACCAUUUCGGCUCGUAAGGUUUUUGAGGAUGCGGUUAGAGUGGGUUUGGAUGUUGAUAUUGUGUCUUGGUCUGGGUUGCUUGUUGCACACGCAAAGGCUGGUGAAUUGGAUGUUGCACGGAAGGUGUUUGAUGGAAUGCCGGAGAGAGAUGUGGUUUCGUGGACUAUUAUGUUGUCUGCUUAUUCGAAGGCCAAGAGGCCUCAUGAGACGUUGGAUUUGUUUCAGGAGAUGAGGCUUGCUGGGGUGUGGCCGGAUGAGGUUACUGUGCUGAGUGUGAUUUCGGCUUGUGCGGAGUUAGGUGAUGCAGAAAUGGGGAGGAUGGUGCACAAGUUUGUGGAGGAGAAUGGGUUUGGGUGGAUGGUUGCGCUUUGUAAUUCUCUAAUUGAUAUGUAUGGGAAGUGUGGAUGCUUGGAGGAGGCGUGGCAGGUGUUUGAUAGGACGAAGAGGAAGAGUUUGAUCACAUGGAACGCAAUGAUGAUGGUGUGCGCGAAUCAUGGCUAUGCUGAAGAUGCAUUUAGGUUGUUUGAAGGGAUGAUUGGUUCUGGUGUUGUGCCUGAUGGGGUGACAAUUCUGGCACUUCUUGUUGCAUAUGCUCAUAAGGGGUUCGUAGAUGAAGGGAUUAGAUUGUUUGAGAGCAUGCAGAGGGACUAUGGCGUCGAACCUAGAAUUGAGCAUUAUGGUGCUGUGGUGGAUAUGUUAGGACGUUCAGGUAGAUUACAAGAGGCAUACAAUCUGCUUACAAGCAUGCCAAUUCCAAGCAAUGAUGUUAUAUGGGGAGCUUUACUUGGAGCCUGCAGGAUUCAUGGUGAUGUUGGCAUGGGGGAAAGGGUUAUAAAGAAGUUGUUGGAGUUGAAACCAGAUGAAGGGGGAUACUAUAUUCUCCUCCGUGAUAUCUAUGUUGCUGCUGGCCGGACUGCAGAAGCCAAUGAGAUGAGGCAAGCAAUGUUAGCUAGUGGAGCAAGGAAAAAUCCGGGUUGUAGUUGGGUGGAAGCAUGAACGUUAGAUGUGCAUAAACAAUCAUUAUGCAAGGCAAUUUGAUGCCUGGAUGUAGGCUGUGCACUUAUGCUGUGGAGGCGUCCGCAAGGAAUCUUACUCAUCUCUGAUUUUGCCGCUGUAUUGUUGAUACAAGGAUGAAAAUCAUGUAACAGUUUGGUUGAGUCAUCGUUAGAUCGCUUUAAAUAACUUCUAUUGUUAGAUUUUGUCUUGUGCCUCAUCGUCAUUACAAGCGCUGGCUUUUGUGUUGUCGAUCAAUGUGCUCUGCAAAAUCAAUGGGGUUGAUCGACGUGUCAAAAAAUUUGUUCCAUCUCAACUGUUGAAUUUUCCUCUUCCUCUAAGUGGAAAUGCAACUUAUGAAUAGUUCUGGUUCUGACAAUCAAGGUCAGAAGGGUUUGUUUCCAAUGGACUUUUUCUGGAAUGCAAAAUCUUCAGGUUGGCUAGCUACACUACAUGUUGUUUUCAAUUGUUCUCUUACCAGAAUUCCCUUUUACGCGAUAUUUUGCUUCUAAGCACUUGCACACUCAAGCUACACUGAUGUUUAGUGGGCUAAGCCUUCCAAAAAUGCUAUUUGGCCUAGGAUUCUUGACAAAGGGACUAAAUGAAAAAAGUUGACCUGUGGAAAUUUAUCUAUGAACCCAGAAGCAUUGGCAAGAUCUGCGGCUUCUCUGACUUCUUUUUCAGUCGAACCAUCCUUACCAUAGGUAAUAUUUUCUUUAAUGCUGCCGGUAAACAGAACUGGCUCCUGACUGACCAAGCCUAUUUUCUGUCUAAUCCAUUUAAGCUGAAAUUCUUUUACGUUGAUUCCGUCAAUGAGAACUUGUCCAGCUUGUGGAUCAUAAAGCCUCUCUAUCAGGUUAAUAACUGUUGAUUUCCCACUCCCACUUUGCCCCACCAAAGCUGCUGUUGUUCCCCUUGGUAUUGAAAGAGAAAAUCCUUUGAAUAUAGCUUGAUCUGGCCUUGAAGGAUAACUAAAACUCACUUCUCUCAGUUCUAUGUCCCCACCAAUAUCAUCAAGCUGCUGACCUGUUGUUUCAUAUGCAUCAAUAUCUGGUUUCCUGUUAAUCGUUUCAAACAUCUUAAAUGCCGCAGCUCGUCCUGAAGCUAAAGCGCUGAGGCUAGGAGAUGCCUGACCAAGAGAACUGAAAAAAGAAUAAAAGUACUAUCAAACUAUUUUCUUCUCUGUGUGUGUGUGUGUUUGUUGAUGGAUGGAAAAAGUGUUAUUGUAUAAGAAUAACAACGAAGCAACUCACAGGGACCCUGUCAUUAUUGCAAAUAUUACGGUCAUAAUGUUCCCUCCUGUGUACCCUUUCUCUACUACCAAUUUGCCACCAAACCAUAUAGCCAAACCAUACGCACAGAAAACAAUAAAAUAAACUGAACCGAUUCCAAAACCAGAAACCAAUCCCUCUUGCACACCACUCUUGUAUGCUUUUGCUAAAGAUUGAUUAUAUUUAGCUAUAGCUUGCUUCUCCCCAGUGAAUGAUGCAACCUGCAGCAUUGGAGUAAUGGGUAUUAUUAUUUACAUAUUAUUUUCCUUAGAUUUACAAUGUAAAUUAUUUCUGUAUACAUACAGUUCUAAUAGAACUAAGUGUCUGUUCUACCACCGUUUCUGCUUCAGAAUAGGUAACUUGUCUACGGGAUGCCACUUUUGCAAUAACAAUACUCAUUACAGCACUAGCAAAGACAAGAGGUGGAAUUGAGGAUAGCAAGACAAGGGUUAGAAGCCAUCCCUUAACAAAUGCUAUCACAAAGCCUCCAAUGAAAGUUGCCACUGACUGUAUCAACUGUCCUACCUAAUAUAAAAGAUGGAAAAAACAAAACAUAUAAAACUCUUGAGUUAUUAAGUUGAUUUAAUACUUCAAUAGUGAUCCUCUAGUACCUUCUCACCCAUUGCAUCUUGAAUAAGAAUUGUGUCACUUGACAUCCUUCCAACAACCUCGCCAGUAUUAGUUUCUUCCAUGUCAAAGAAGCUCGUAUCUUGCCUCAAAAUUGCUCUGAGGUAUAAAUUUCGAAUUCUUGAUGCUUGUCUCUCCCCAGUGACUAUCCAGCAAGACACCUCUAGCAUAUUGUAGACAUAGACAUCUUUGUUAUAACAUGUUAUAUAUUUUUUGUUUUAACCCUCCAGUUCUCCGAAGAAAUUGAUCAUAGUAAUCUGAAGUUCGGAUAGGAGGUGUGUAAAGUUUGAUAAAUAGUUGUUUCAAGUAAGGUUCAAACUCAUA
Messenger RNA from Medicago truncatula (barrel medic), 3854 nucleotides. RefSeq names its product pentatricopeptide repeat-containing protein At5g56310. The record is from RefSeq and is a predicted model, not a curated record. Gene Ontology annotation, biological process: RNA modification. The coding region runs from base 175 to 1635 and encodes 486 amino acids. Lineage: Eukaryota; Viridiplantae; Streptophyta; Magnoliopsida; Fabales; Fabaceae. The transcript has 3 exons. Gene Ontology annotation, molecular function: protein binding; RNA binding.